AUGGCGGCGGCGGGAGGCUCGGCUGGCUGGCUCGCUCGCUCGCUGCCCCGGCGCUCGGCCCGUCGGCGCCCGCGCCCGCGCCCGCUGCGGCCUCCACAGGAAGUGCCCGGCGGCCGGCCUCGCUCCCCGGCGGCGGCUCCGGCGGCUGCCACCCGCCAGAGACACGGCCAGCGGCCAGGUCCGGCCCGGGAGGCACGGGGCCCGUGUCUGCCUCUGGCUCGUAGGGUGACCGGGGUACCUCCAGAUGUGACCUCCUGGGUGCCCGCAGCUCCUCUGGGCCUGGGUGGCUCCCUGUCCAGAAUGACGGAUGAAGUUCAGGCCUGUCCAGUGUUGGGCUCGAUGCACCCACUCUGGAGUCAGACUCCAGAGUUCCAGUCCAUCCAGGCCCUCUCGGUUACUAGUGCUGUAGCCUCAGGCAAGGACCCUGCUCCGAUUUUGGACUGGCUGACUCCUGGGGCCUUGGGGGUGAACCUGGUGGUGGAGGAGACAGAAACCAAAGUAAAGCACGUGAUAAAGCAGGUGGAGUGCGUUGAUGAGCAUCAGGCCGACAAGGCCCUGGAGGAGCUGACGCCACUGCUGAAGCUGCAGCACGCCCACAUCUCCGUCUACCAGGAGCUCUUCAUCGUGUGGAACAGCGAGAUCUCCUCUCUGUUCCUCUGCCUGGUGAUGGAGUUCCACGAGGGAAGCUUCCAGAAUGUCAUUGAGAAGAAGAGGGCAGCAAAGACAGUCAUCGACUCCAAGUGGAUGCAGAACAUGCUGGGCCAGGUGUUGGAUGCACUGGAGUACCUGCACCAGCUGGACCUUCUCCACAGGAACCUCAAGCCCUCCAACAUCGCCCUGGUCCGCAGCGACCACUGCAAACUGCAGGACCUGAGCUCCAACACGCUCAUGACCGACGAAGCCAAGUGGAACGUCCGUGCGGAGGAAGAGCCCUUUCAGAAGUCCUGGAUGGCCCCCGAAGCCCUCAGCUUCUCCUUCAGCCAGAAAUCUGACAUCUGGUCCCUGGGCUGCAUCAUCCUUGACAUGGCCAGCUGCUCCUUCCUGGAUACCACAGAAGCCAUGCUUCUGCGGAAGUCCAUCCGGAGUUCCCCUGACAGCCUGAGGGGUGUCCUGAGGACCAUGGAGGAGAGGAGCGUCCCUGAUGCGAAAAUCUUCGGUGCCCUUUUGCCUCUGAUGCUCCAGGCUGACCCCUUGGAGCGAAUAAACAUCAGGGACGUGAUUGACUUCACCUUCGUGAGCCACGACUUCGGGUCCUCCAGCGCCACCCUGAUGCUGCCCCGGCAGGUGGUGCCUGAGUGCAUCAUUGACACGCUGCUAAAAGGCAACGUGGCCAGCAUCCUAGAGGUCAUGCAGAACUUCUCCAGCCGCCCCGAAGUCCAGCACAGGGCCAUGCAGAGGCUCCUGAGGAUGCCGGAAGAUCAGCGAGGCCUGCCGUGGCCAGCGGAGCUGGUGGAGGUGUUGCUCACCAUCAUGAAGCAGCACAAGAGGACCCUGGACAUACAGCUGUGUGCCUGCUCCCUGCUGCUGCGCACCCUGGGCCAAGCGCUGGCGCAGGACCCGGCGGCCUCGGUGCCGAGCGGCGGCGGCCUCACUCCCGUGCUGCUGGGCCUCCUGCAGAGCCACCCCGGGGAGCAGCAGCUCCUGGUCACGGUCUACAGCCUGCUCACCAUCGUCGCCAGCCAGGGUGGGGACAGUGUCGGGGAGAGGCUGCAGAGGGCCGGGCUGUUUGAGCACAUCCUGGAGCACCUGGGGGCCUUCCCCAGGAACAGGGACAUCUGCAUCAACGGCCUGCGUCUGCUCUGGACCCUGCUGGUGGACGCUGCCACCGUGAACAAGGCCCCCUUGGAGAAAGCCCCGGCCCUCAUUGCUGACGUGCUGGCCACCUACCCGACGGACGCAGAGAUGGCCGAAGCCGGCUGUGCGGUCCUGUGGCUGUUGUCCUUGCUGGGCUGCAUAAAGGAGCAGCAGUUUGAAGAAGUGGCGGUCCUGUUCCUGCAGAGCAUCCGGCUGCGCCAGGACCAAGUCCUGCUGGUGAACCACGCCUACCGGGGGCUGGCCAGCCUCGCGAAGGUGUCUGAGCUGGCGGCCCUGCAGGUGGUGAUGCCCGAGGAGGGCAAGAGCGGCCUCGCCCUCAUCCAGGAGACGUACCAGCUCCACAGGGACGACCCGGAGGUGGUGGAGAGCAUCUGCAUGCUGCUGGCCCGCCUGGCCUCCUACAAGGAGAUCCUGUCUGAGAUGGUGUCCAGCGGCAUCCAGCCCCUGGUCGAGGAGAUCCACGGGCGCUUCACCUCCAGCCUGGUGAGUGUCGGCGAGGCCGACCCGGAGCUGGUGUCGUAUGCACACAGCGUGCUCCAGGGCCUGCAGGAGGCCUCCCAGUCCACCUCCCAGAGUGGGCAGUGGGCCCAGCCCCAGGCGGCCACCCGGGGCCACAGGGCCUCUCCUUAG
Molecule: messenger RNA, 2445 nt
Organism: Hippopotamus amphibius kiboko
Lineage: Eukaryota; Metazoa; Chordata; Mammalia; Artiodactyla; Hippopotamidae
Gene: STKLD1
Product: serine/threonine kinase like domain containing 1
Exons: 22
Coding region: 1-2445 (814 amino acids)
Biological process (GO): protein phosphorylation
Molecular function (GO): protein serine/threonine kinase activity; ATP binding
Source: RefSeq, a predicted model, not a curated record